Dendronephthya gigantea is the source of this 1188-nucleotide messenger RNA. Its product is annotated as zinc finger BED domain-containing protein 1-like. The record is from RefSeq and is a predicted model, not a curated record. Gene Ontology annotation, molecular function: protein dimerization activity. The transcript has 3 exons. The coding region runs from base 1 to 1188 and encodes 395 amino acids. Lineage: Eukaryota; Metazoa; Cnidaria; Anthozoa; Malacalcyonacea; Nephtheidae.
AUGACGGAGUUGUUAAAAGAUUGGGAUCUUGACGUAAAAAAACAAGUGUGUGUUACAACGGAUAAUGGAUCCAACAUAAUCAAGGCGACAAGAGACUUAGAAUGGCCGCAUUUGUCAUGCUUCGGACAUAAUUUGCACCUCGGCAUCACAAAGUUUAUCGAUAACGAUCGCCGUCUGAAGCGUUCUCUUGGGUUAGCUCAUAGUAUUGUAGCGCAGUUCAACUAUAGCUGGAAGAAAAGGCGUGACUUGACUGCAUUGCAGGUGAAGGAAAACAAGACACCAAAGGCUCUAGUAUCGGACUGUAGAACAAGAUGGGGAUCUACCUAUGCAAUGUUAGAGCAGAUUGGAGAUAAUAUCGACGCAAUACGCGAUAUUAUGAAGGCUGACAGAAAGACCAAACAUCUCAUUCCCACCUGGCAAGAUAAGGACUGUUGGGAAGCGAUAUCGAAGGCUCUGCGCCCUGUAGCAGCUUUGACCGACUUGUUAUCUGGCCAAAAUUAUGUUACAGUGUCCUCGCUCAAGAUUUUAUACUGGAAACUUGAGAAGAUGAUCUUAGCACACGACGAAAAUGACCCAGAAUUGACAAACGACUUGCGUGCCGCGAUCAUGGCAGAAAUAUUGGAGAAAGCACAGAAAAUGGCAGAAAGUUUAUUGAUCAUCAACAUGUCGUCCUUUUUGGAUCCACGAUAUAAAGCUGACUGUCUUUCAAACCUGGAACUCGAGGAAGUGAAGAGUGAGUUAAUCGAUGAAAUUGUGGCGAACGAGCCUACCGUUGUCCCAGAAGAGACGCUUCAAGAGACGCCAUCACCAGCAAAAAAGCAACGCACAAUGACUCUUGCUUCAUUUCUCGGCAACAUCAAACCCAACACCGUAGAACAACAAAGGAACAGCGAAAGAGAAACACCAAGACAAAAGUCAAGAAAAGAGAUUGACAGCUACCUUUCAACUAGCUCGCUGGACCUGAUUAGUGAAUCAGGGGUUGAAACCGAACCACUUGCUUGGUGGCGAGACCAUUGCCGUGACUUUCCACUUCUUGCAAAACGUGCGAGAAAGUAUCUCUGUAUACAAGCGUCCAGUUCCCCGUCUGAGCGACUGUUCAGCAAAGCUGGUCAAGUUAUAACACCUCAACGAACUCAGCUGAACCCAGAAAAGGCGAACAUGCUAGUAUUCCUUGCAGAAAACCUUUAA